AUGAAGACAUGUGAAGGAGUCCUGAUCCUGUGUGUGCUGGCAACAGUCACACUGAGCACUGAAUCAGCUCAUCAACGACUAGAUUCAAUCUACGAUCUGAAAAGAGUAGAUUUUGGAGGCUCAGUGCCCACGCACAGCCUCCUGCUGCUGUACUGGUUUGCCAACAAUAUUGACAUCAAUGACAACGUUAUUACACUGAACUUUAAUCCAAAUGGAGAUUUCGGUUCACAUCACUAUGGCAACUAUGAAGGCUUGUUGGAACAAGGAUACCACUACUACACUAUUGGGAACCUGAAUUUUCAGUUUCCUGAAUACGUCCGUAACCCCCCAGACAGACAAUAUCAAGGGGGAAAUCUGGAUCGGAUUAUAGUCGGAGUUCAGAGAGGUAGUUAUGGUUCUCAUCACUAUGGUAACUAUGAAGCCAUGCUGGACCCGCUGCCUCGAGGAUACCGUUACUACACGUGGGAAAUCUCCAUCAAGCCACCUCCAACGAACUGCCACAAGGAACAUCAGGGGACAAGGUACGACCCAGAGCACACCUACCACAUCACCAUCGGCCUGCUGCAACAGAUCAGACGGUUUUCAGUGGAGUACAACCCCACGCCUUUGUGGCAGCUCAGGGACAUAUUUGACAGUCCCGCUGACGACUCACAGUUGAGGGACAUCUCAAACAUUUGGGCUUCUCCAUCACGGCCCAAUUAA
This is a messenger RNA of Knipowitschia caucasica, 702 nucleotides long. The record is from the annotation of a GenBank genome assembly. NCBI's taxonomy places the organism in Eukaryota, Metazoa, Chordata, Actinopteri, Gobiiformes, Gobiidae.